AGAGAAAGUAGGGAGGAUGGUGCGGGUGGUGCGGGGCGGCGGGCGGCAGGCGCAGCACCGGCGGCAGCCACCACAGCCACAGCCGCGACGGACCGGGCCCCAGCGCGCCCCGCCGGGUGAUAUUGAGUUCUUCUUAACUUGCUAGUGCUCAGCCUCCUCAUGCCUCCAUCUCCUUUAGACGACAGGGUAGUAGUGGCACUUUCGAGGCCAGUGAGACCUCAGGAUCUCAACCUUUGUUUAGACUCUAGCUAUCUUGAAUCUGCCUCUUCUGCCAGUGAGAGCCACUCCAGUCUGCUCGGCACAGCUGUCGUGUCCCUAAAGACUGCUAAUCUCACGUAUAUGCCCUCAUCCAACGGCUCUGCACGCUCCCUGAGUUGUGGAUGCAGCAGUGCCAGCUGCUGCACUGUGGCAACGUACGACAAGGACGCUCAGGCCCAAACUCAAGCGAGCACCAGCAGCGCCGGAGCCUCCACUGCCUGCCCUGCCAACCAAAUGGUCAACAGCAAUGAGAACGCCGGCAGCUUGAGCCCGCUGGGCAGCGUGGGGAGCCCGGUCUCGGGCUCCACCAAGCAACUCGCUAGCAUCAAAAUCAUUUACCCCAACGACCUGGCAAAGAAGAUGACCAAAUGCAGCAAGAGCCACCAACAGAGCCAAGGGCCUGUCAUCAUUGACUGCAGGCCGUUCAUGGAGUAUAACAAGAGCCACAUUCAAGGGGCUGUCCAUAUUAACUGUUCUGACAAGAUCAGCCGGAGAAGGCUUCAGCAGGGCAAGAUCACAGUCUUGGACUUGAUCUCCUGCCGGGAAGGCAAGGACUCCUUCAAGAGGAUCUUUUCCAAAGAAAUCAUAGUCUAUGAUGAGAAUACCAAUGAGCCAAGCAGAGUAAUGCCUUCCCAGCCACUCCACAUAGUGCUGGAGUCACUCAAGCGAGAAGGCAAGGAACCCCUAGUCCUAAAAGGAGGACUCAGCGGUUUCAGGCAGAACCACGAAAACCUCUGCGACAACUCCCUCCAGCUCCAAGAGUGCCCAGAGGGGGGAGGCGGGAUUGGUGCAUCCGCCGUGCCCCCCACGCUACCUCAGUCCAUCCCUACCACGCCAGACAUCGAGAACGCUGAGCUCACCCCCAUCCUGCCCUUCCUCUUCCUCGGAAACGAGCAUGAUGCUCAGGACUUGGAGAAGAUGCAGAGGAUGAACAUCGGCUACGUAAUCAAUGUGACCACCCACCUGCCCCUGUACCACUAUGAGAAAGGCAUGUUCAACUACAAGCGGCUCCCGGCCACUGACAGCAACAAGCAGAAUCUCAGGCAGUAUUUUGAAGAGGCUUUCGAGUUCAUUGAGGAAGCUCAUCAGUGUGGAAAAGGUCUCCUCAUCCACUGCCAGGCCGGUGUCUCCCGCUCUGCCACCAUUGUUAUUGCGUACUUAAUGAAGCACACACGCAUGACCAUGACGGAUGCCUAUAAAUUUGUGAAAGGCAAACGACCAAUUAUUUCCCCAAACCUUAACUUUAUGGGGCAGUUACUGGAGUUUGAAGAAGACCUAAACAACGGUGUCACACCGCGCAUCCUCACACCAAAGCUGAUUGGUGUAGAGACCGUGGUGUGACGGUGAGGAUGCGUUCAAGGAAGGGGCUUCACCUAUUCUUCACCUGAUUUGGGGCAGUGAUGGGUGGGAGGUGGGUUUUUCUUUUUAGCUUUCAAAGGGGGGUUUUGUGGCAAUUUUUUUGUGAAUAAAAACCUUUUUUUUUGUAAGGAAAGGUUUUUUAAAAGAUCCAAGAACUUUGCCGUGUUUGGGAUGCUGUUGGGAUUUCCUUCCCAGAUGCUGGCAGAGCAGGGAGGUUUUGGAGCAAAAAGGAGUACUUUUUAAAAUCAAAACAAGAUGAAGAAGAAAUACUGGGUUUCCCCAUCUCCCCCUCCUUUUUAUUUCCCCCCCUCUCCAGCUACUUGUAGAGUUUAUGGCUAAGUAGUCUGUGCAGGUUCAUAGACUGAAGAAACCUAAGUUGAAGACGAAACACAAACAGCCAAAACAAAGCAGAUAUAAAACCCCUCCCUGAAACAGAAGGGCCUUCGUUCUGCAAAGGCUUUGCUAAAGAUAACCUAGCAAAAUGCUCACCGAUGCAAAGGAAAUUGGAGCAGCUUCAAAAGUCUGCAAGGCACUUUUCACACUCCUGACUCAACCUAAAGACAAGACAAAGAGAAGUUUAUUUGGCGUGUUUCAUGUUCCAGUUCUAUUUUUCUAUUUUGGGGUGUAAGGUUUUAACAGUAAGGGGACUUUGAUCAUUCUAUGCCAUAUGCCUUCACUGGCUUCUUGUGCAAUAAUAAUUUGGGGUUUGUUUUGAGUGUUCAAACCAGAUACUGUUGGCUGCCUACUAAUAAUUUCUGAAGUCUACUAGUGCAAUGGCAGCGGCUUGGUUCGGAAAGCAUAAAUGAGAGCAAUUAUUUCGUUCCUUUAUAUGAUUUUGAUCCUGGUUACAGUGCCAUAAACCUUGUUACAUAUGUAUAUCAGAAUGUACAAAGAACGAGCAAAGUUUAUUUAAAACUAUUUUUUUCGCACAAAAUAUUGGUGUGUUUCAGUUGUCUAUGUAAAAAAAACCCAACCCAAAAUUUGAUUAUAAAACAAAAAAUCUUUUGGAAAA
This is a messenger RNA of Melopsittacus undulatus (budgerigar), 2629 nucleotides long. RefSeq names its product dual specificity phosphatase 10 (gene DUSP10). The record is from RefSeq and is a predicted model, not a curated record. Bases 160 to 1599 code for a protein of 479 amino acids. Gene Ontology annotation, molecular function: protein tyrosine/threonine phosphatase activity; MAP kinase tyrosine/serine/threonine phosphatase activity; MAP kinase tyrosine phosphatase activity. Gene Ontology annotation, biological process: protein dephosphorylation; negative regulation of JUN kinase activity. The transcript has 4 exons. NCBI's taxonomy places the organism in Eukaryota, Metazoa, Chordata, Aves, Psittaciformes, Psittaculidae. Gene Ontology annotation, cellular component: cytoplasm.